Messenger RNA from Penicillium egyptiacum, 1227 nucleotides. NCBI's taxonomy places the organism in Eukaryota, Fungi, Ascomycota, Eurotiomycetes, Eurotiales, Aspergillaceae. The record is from the annotation of a GenBank genome assembly.
AUGCUACUGAAUACAGAGACCAAAGCUCCUCCGCGGCGGAAGUCCUGCGAGGCAUGCAAAAUAGCCAAGCGGCGCUGCGACUUGGCAGUUCCAGCAUGCUCGAGGUGUAUGCAAAGGAAUAUCCCAUGCAUGUACCCCGGCAGACUGCCCCAGUCUUACUCUGAGAUAAUGGAUACCACUCCCAUCGUGGAUAAUUAUGAAUCUUUUGAUGAUACUACGGCUCUGUACCCCUCUGAUGCCGAUCUUAUGGCGGCGAUCAACAUUGGUCCACUCCAUCCGGUCGUGGUCCAUUCGCCAUUUCGUUAUAUCACUAUACUCCCUCCAGAUCAACGCGUCGAUUUGUACGAACACUAUCCACCAUUGAAUGGAUUUGAACUGGCUAUGCCACGAACGAACCCACCAAAGCCCCUGUCUGGUGUCUUUGCCAGCCGCAUUCAAUUUGCGGUUGAUGUGCUCAAAGAUAUUCCCAAAAUGAUGGUUACGGAGACACAAGCCCCAUGGUGUCAUCGCCAGCUUUAUAAAAAUAAUAUGCCAAAAGAGAUGCAAGAUGCAUUUACCUGUUGUUCUCUCUACAUGACCAAGAACGAAAUAAACGCACCAGUGCUUAUGUCAAUAUUCGACUCCCGAAUAAAUGAUCUCUUAUCAUCGUCACAACCUACAAAGCCUCUAGAGCUCCUCGCUCGAAUCCACGCCCUUAUCCUAUACCUAAUAAUGCGUCUAUUUGACGGAAACACACGAUCCCAACCAUCGUCGCAAUGCCUAUUCGAUGUAUUAGAAACAUCUGUACAGUCUCUCCUAAGCUGUAUCCAUCUACCGCACCCAUCAGAAACAUUGGAAUUACUUCCCAUAUCCAUGGACCCGGUAAUGAAUUUUUGGAACUCAUGGAUCUUCCAAGAAUCAGCUCGACGCACUGUGAUGAUGGUGUUCUAUUUUGUGUCUAUACAUAACUUCGUGCAAGGUAGACCUGCACCAGUCUGUGAUGGAAAGCUAGGACUUGAACUUGCGUGGUAUCAAUCUGCGCAUUUGUGGAACGCGCAGAGUGCGUUUGAUUUUGCAGUUGCCUGGACCGAGAAUCUGCAUUUUAUCGUUUAUAACGCGGACUUUUCGGGUCUGCUUCAGGAUGCGAAGCCUGAUGACGUCGAUUUAUUUGGGAGGAUGUUACUUGUUACGAAAAUCGGUAUUGAUGAGACUAAGGCUUGGUUUUAUUCACGGGGUGGGUCGCUAUAG